Molecule: messenger RNA, 303 nt
Organism: Lynx canadensis (Canada lynx)
Lineage: Eukaryota; Metazoa; Chordata; Mammalia; Carnivora; Felidae
Product: 40S ribosomal protein S27-like
Biological process (GO): translation; ribosomal small subunit assembly
Cellular component (GO): ribosome; cytosolic small ribosomal subunit
Molecular function (GO): structural constituent of ribosome; RNA binding
Source: RefSeq, a predicted model, not a curated record
AUGCCUUUAGCUAGAAAUUUACUACACCUAUCCUUAAAAGAGGAAAAGAAAAAAUAUAAAAAGAAAUAGCUAGCUCAAAGCCCAGGUUCCUAUUUUAUGGAUGUAAAAUGUUCAGGUUGUUACAAGAGUACCACGGUUUUCAGCCAUGAUCAGACGGUGUUUUUUUUUUUUUUUUGUAUAGGUUGUUUAACAUUGUUGUGCCAGCCAAGAGGAGGAAAGGCCAGACUCACAGAAGGCUUUUCAUUUAGAAGAAAGCAACACUAAUGAUCCAUAUUAGUGUUAUAUCCUCCUGAAUUUGUGUUA